Messenger RNA from Lachnellula hyalina, 7914 nucleotides. It is a transcript of the gene utp20, whose product is annotated as U3 small nucleolar RNA-associated protein. The record is from RefSeq and is a predicted model, not a curated record. The transcript has 2 exons. Lineage: Eukaryota; Fungi; Ascomycota; Leotiomycetes; Helotiales; Lachnaceae. The coding region runs from base 1 to 7914 and encodes 2637 amino acids. Gene Ontology annotation, cellular component: nucleolus; small-subunit processome; 90S preribosome.
AUGCCGGCUACGAAUUCAGGGAGGAUUGUCAAGACCCGAAAGGUCAAGAAGGGCACUCUUCACCAGAAGAACCACCGGUGGGAAUCCUUUACUACGAAAGUCUCCAAACUGAAUUCUCUCGACCCUAUCCGAAGAGUUCGCCGUCAUGAUCUCGAUGCCGAAGACCUAUCUACCACCACCUCCUAUUUCAAAUCUGGGCUAGAAAAAUGGCAGGAUCUCAACAUGUCCGAGGGCUUUGUAGCCUUCUCGCAAGAAGUGCUGAAGAUGUGCGACAGUCUGCCUCAAAUUCUACAUUUCGAGGACCAGAUUAUGGAAAAUUUGGUUACAUAUAUGGAGAAGAGGGAAAGAGAGUCCAUGGAACCUCUGCUCGAAUUGGUGACGGAUUUUGCGCAUGAUUUGGGAGGCCGUUUUAUGAGACACUUCCCCAAGGUAUUGGAAGUUGUCACAUCUAUCGCAGGGACUCCUCAAGAUGUCGAGGUUAUUGAGUGGAGUUUUACGUGCUUAACAUUUAUGUUCAAGUACUUGUCCAGACAUUUGGUACUGGAUCUCAAGCCAACAUACGACCUGAUGGCCCCUCUUUUGGGGAAACAUCGCCAACCGCCACAUAUAGCCCGAUUUGCAGCGGAAGCUAUGAGCUUCUUGAUCACGAAGGCUGGGGCUCCAGCCCGUAGGGAGGAAUGUCUUCCUCUCAUUGUGCUUCACGCCAAAUCGGAUCUCGCUAGCAUCUCUGGAUCUAAGGAAUUCGGACUGUACUAUCAUGGAAUUAUGACAAUGUUUGCUCAGGCAAUGAAAGGAAAUGGCUGGACUGUACAUACUUCGGGGGCUGCCAUCUUUCAAUGCUUAAUCUCAGUUCUAGACGACGAAGAUUUCGCGGCCAAGGAGCCAUCUCCGUGGAUGAACGUUAUUUUUGGUGUAUUGACCAGUAUCAUACAUCAAACUAACUCAGGAACAUUCAAGGAUAUUAUGGAUAUAGUCAUUGGGGGGACGAAUGAAGCAGCCGAGGCAUUUCAAACAUCGAAAACAAAGGCCGACCUCGGGCGCCUGCUUCUUUUCGCUCGGACAAUCGGCAUUGUAUCUGGGGUAAGGAAAGCGAGCCGCGUCAAUGACUGGCCCGCGCUUCUUGAAGCAAUGUCUGGUGUUCUUCGCGCAAUAUCCAAGAACGUCAGUGUUGUCUCCAACUUUGAGCCCGAAGUGGACAUUUGGAGUUCUCUAGUACUGAGUGUAUCGAUCAUUCUUCAAUAUGUCCCUAUGGAUGCUAUGAUACGUUUCAUCUCUCCUUUCAUGGAUUCUUUGACCAAGGACCCACUAGCGACCUGGUUCUUACCUUUCUGCUCAUAUCUAUCUGACGCUGAGCCAGAACGGUUUCGCGCCAUUGUGCUACCCUACUUCCAGAGGUUCGUUAUUGCGCAUUGGUCAGAUGCACGUAAUGGGGACACCUUGUCUGUUUUACUGCCUAAAAUGGUAUCUUCAGGAGUCCUGCCAACUCCUCGCGGCAAGGAAGGAUUCACUCUACCCCAGUCUUGGCAGGACCAGAUAGUAAGCAAAUUCGAGAAGUUGGAAGUAUCACCAUUUCCAGAGCAAGCGUCACCAGCCAUACAUGAUAGAAGCCCGACGACUUGGCACGAUCGAUGCCUACCUAAAUACAACGCUCUUCUAGAAGUUCUAGCAUCCACUGUAGUUCACCCCUCGACAAAUGCUAGAAUUUCUGAAAUUCUACUCCGGAAGCUGAAACUUGCGUUGCGACCAUCAUCAUCCCUCGCCCCAGAGGAGGCGAAUUUUAUCGUUGGCCGAGGUUUCAGUGCAUUUUCGAGGAUGAGCAAGGGAGCUGGGGAACUUGACAGAGCACUAGAACCGCUACUACGAGCUGCUGCUCCUAGAUAUGCUCGUCUACCCGAUUUCCUCGAGGCCUUACUUGAUUAUCAGAGUAGUCUCAAGGCGUCACCAAACCCGAAGCCCGGACUAGACUCGAAGGAGCCGAGUAUUGAUGGUGACGAAGAUCUACUAAUUACUUCGUUGGUUGCCAAUCUCUCGACAGACUCUCAUGAGCUAAGGCUCCUCUCUUUACGUCUACUAGAUCACAUCUAUACGACCGAUCAAAACUCGACUUCCGAAGCGUUGUCUAUCAUGCUUAUGGUAGAACAAACACCCCUAGAUUUACAGACUGCUCGCUCAGCUUCUAUGCAUAUUCGCAAAGUAGCGAGCUUGUAUUCCCAUCAGUCACCAUCUUCAUGGCUGAAGCAAGCGAUCCCAUUAUUCUGUUUUGGUAUGCUGACUGUGAAAUUUUCCCAGCUUUGGGAAGAUGCAUGCGCAGCGCUCAAGCAGAUAGCGGAAACGAAGUCAGGGGAGGAGGCCGUAGGUCAACUUGCUUUUGAAUGGUUGGAAACCCCUUCUGCAAUUUGGGAUGGCUCUGCUCGAACCGUGGAGCAAUCACACAACAAUGGCCUCACCGAUUUCGAGUGCUCCAACCUUAUGAAGCUAGAUCAGCUUGCGAAGGAGGCGGAUGCUGAGGUCGCGAAUUGUCGUGACACAAUGCUACAAAAGUUCGAAGACGCCCAAAAGUUGGUCGCGGAUCGACCAACCUCUGCCAGAGCACAAGCCCUUCGAAUACUUGCUGGCGCGCCAGCUAUUGCCGAGAAGCGCUCCCGUCAGCUCGUACCAAUGUUCCUCUCCUGGGCCAGUAAGCAAAUCGAUGAGAUCGAGCCCAGUGACGGUGAAGCCGUCUCUAGUGGCUGGACAAGAAAAGACCAGAAAUCGCAACUCGAUUUAUUUGGUCUUUUCGUGAAUUCGGUAUCAUUAUUUAGAGCUGCAGAUGUGCACAGCGCUCUUUUAAAACUUCUUGCAAACGGUGACAUCGAAAUUCAAAAAUCCGCUCUCAAGGCAAUUUUCACCUGGAAGAAUGGUAGCAUCAAACCUUACGAAGAAAAUCUCCUUAAUUUACUGGACGAAGCACGUUUCAAGGACGAAAUCACCAUCCUGUUGCAAGGUCAGACAUUGGUUCAAGCAGAGCAUCGUGAGGCUCUCAUGCCGGUACUCCUCCGAAUUUUAUAUGGCCGUUCAAUUUCCCGAAAGGGAUCCGCCAGCGGUCGACAAGGAAUGGAAGCCCGGAGAUUAACAGUUCUACGAAGUCUGAAUGCCAGAGACGUCGAAGGUUUCUUGGACAUCGCUCUUGGUGAGCUCCAGGAUAUUCAUCUGGUUGAGAACGGCAUCGUGCAAGACUCUAUGUUUGACACUGAACUCCUCGGUGUUAGAAAACAAGUCGGUCUGACCAAUAUGAUGGAAGGCUUUAUAAAAGAGCUUGGCACAAAAGUCACUCCUUUUGCCGGCAAAUUGGUACAAGCAGUGCUGUAUUGCACCAUCUUCAGCUCUCGUCAAUUGCAGGGCGACACUGAAGACAUCGACGAAGGAGCCAACCAGGUGACCCAGACCUCCUUGUUAAAAGUUGUCCGCCAGACAGGCUUGAAAUCUUUGAUACUUUUGUUUUCGAAUGCCACGAGCUUUGAUUGGUCUCCAUAUCUCAGCAGCAUCAUCAAUGAUGUUGUCGGUCCAAGACUUGAAAACCUCCCCAUCGAGACUGGUCAGAGUAUUUCUGCUAUACUCAGGCUUCUUUCGACUUGGUCAAGCACCCCUCAAACUGUGCUUUUCCUGGGCAGUCAUAAGAAGAUUUUAUCCAAAGUGGCAGAAUGCCUUGCGCCCCAGAAGUCCAAGGACGAAGUCAAACUCAUCGCCCUAAACAUUCUCAGGAACGUGGUUAAGCUAGGUCGGGAAGACGAAAGCAAUGGGGUCCACGACCAAGUGAAAUCCGAGCUCCUUACGCCCAACAUGGAUCAUUUUUUGACACAGAUUGGUGGGGUUCUCCGAGGGCAACAUGACCUCAGCAAGGAUUUGCUCGAGUCUUGUGUUACGACUGUCUCUGAGCUCGCGCCAUUUGUCUCUACGUCGACCCAAGCUCACAAUUUGGUGGACGUUUCGAUCUUCCUACUCGACCAACCCUCACGACGAGUCAAUCCCAAGACAAAAGGAGGUCUCCUCUUAGUUCUAGAGCACUUCGUUCCACUUUACGAUCUUCAGAAUGAUGCUGAACUGAAAGACAAAGUCUAUCAUACCGUGACUUCGCUUUUUGGAUUUUUCAAGGACAAGGCUAGUCGAGAAGUCCUUUCUCGGGUCUUGCUGGUAUAUGCACAAAGAGAUCCAGUGAUCGAAGAAGUUGCAUCGAUAUGCGUAGACCUUAACUCCUUUGCUGUGGGUCGCCUUGAUGAGCCCGAUUAUGAUCGCAGACUCAAGGCCUUCAAUGUUAUUAAUUCCCCAAGAGAUGUGGCUUUCACUGCGCGCCAAUGGACACCCUUGCUUUACAACAUGCUUUACUAUAUACGACACGAUGAGGAGUUUGGAAUACUGUCCUCGAACUCGUCCGAUGGUAUAUGUCAAUUUAUCAACACCGCAGGAAAGGCGGAAGAAGAAUCCGAGCAAGCCGCCUUCAAGGGCAUGCUUUCAUCUAUCCUUCUUCCAGCACUCUUUUCAGGCGCACGAGAGCCAUCCGAGGUCAUCAGGCGAGAAUAUUUGAAAGUAAUGGCCCACCUAGUUCGAACAUUUUCAACUUGGUCAGAAGUCAGCGACAUGCAUAGCCUUCUCGCUGGCGACGAUGAGUUAGAGUCUUCAUUCUUCAACAAUAUUUUGACCGCUGGCAAAGGUAGGCAGUCCAGUGCUCUUGGACAAGUCGCUGCGGCUGCAGAGCGAGGAGAGCUUAGUGGCAAGAGUGUUAGCCAUUUCUUCGUUCCUAUUAUUGAGCACUUUAUCUUCGACCGAGCAGAGGGAAACGAAGCACAUAAUCUGGCAGCCGAAGCUACGACUACUAUUGGGAUCUUAUCCGGUUCUUUGGAGUGGCCCCAAUAUCGAGCAAUGCUCCGGCGGUUCAUAGGAUACGUUGAAGGGAAACCAGAUUUGGAGAAGCAAAUUAUCCGAUUGCUUGGAAAGGUCAUAGAUGCCCUCGCUUUGGUCGCACAAGCCCCCGAUGCCACGAGCGAUGCCGUUGAAGAUCUCCCCAGAAAACGAUCCACAUUGGCAGUGACAAUACCGAAGGGACUCAAACUCGCGGAUGAUCUCACGUCAAACAUCUUACCCCCUCUUACAAAAUAUCUUCACCACAAAGACGAGUCUACUGUCAGUCUCCGUGUGCCAGUUGCAGUAAUCAUUGUUCGCCUCCUGAAGCUUCUGCCUGAAGAUCAAUUGACCGAACGGCUGCCACCUGUCCUAACCGAUAUCUGUCACAUUCUCCGAAGUAAAGCACAAGAAUCAAGAGAUAUGACUCGAGAUACAUUAACCAAGAUAUGCGUCUUACUCGGCCCCUCUUGCUUCGGAUUCGUCUUGAAGGAACUACGCGGAGCAUUGGCGAGAGGCUCCCAACUUCACGUGUUAUCUUAUACCAUGCACUCACUACUCGUGGCUACAACUCCCGAGUACGCACCUGGCGAUCUGGAUUACUGUCUACCAUCCAUCGUUGCAAUUAUCAUGGAUGAUAUCUUCGGAGCAACGGGUCAGGAAAAGGAUGCUGAGGAGUAUGUUAGCAAGAUGAAGGAAGUCAAGAGCAGCAAGAGCCAAGACUCAAUGGAAUUAAUUGCCAAAACCGCCACUCUGAGCAGAUUAACAGACUUGGUUAAACCAAUACAGGUGCUACUAAAGGAAAAGCUGAACUUGAAGAUGGUCCGCAAAAUUGAUGAGCUGCUCAACAGAAUUAGCAGUGGUCUGCUAAAGAAUUCCGCUGCGCAAAGUCGAGACAGCCUAAUAUUCUGCUACGAGGUCAUUCAGGAUGUGUAUAAUGCUGGCAAGCCAGAGCAAAAAGUCAAAAGCGAUUACAGACUCAAGCGGUACCUUGUACAGAAGGGUGCCAAGAAGAGUGGCCAAAGGGGAAGCACGACUAUUUACACGUAUAAACUGGUGAGGUUUGCCUUCGAUGUCCUUCGAUCCGUGCUCAAAAAAUACGAUAAUCUCAGAACAUCCAGCAACCUCGCCGAUUUUAUCGAAAUCCUUGGAGAUGCGGUUGUCGAAGCCGAAGAAGAAGUCAAAGUAUCGGCUUUCCGACUACUUGCUACCAUUGUCAAGGUACCACUGAAGAUUAAAAGAGAUGAAACAAUCGCGAAGAAGUUUGCGAGCGGGACAGAUCUAUAUAGAAUUGCCGCAGCGGAAGCGACGAGGAGCAUCUCUGCUUCUUCCACCACCACUUCUGACAUUGCUCAAGCUUCGCUGAAGCUUCUGUCAGUCAUACUGCGUGAUCGUCAAGAUGUAACUGUCAAGGAUACAGCCGUGGAUGAGUUACUCACAAGGCUGAAGGAUGAUAUGACCGAACCAGAGCGUCGACACGUGACCUUCAACUUCUUGCGGGCUGUCAUGGAUGCUAAGGUCCAGACUGCCGUUGUGUACGAUACACUUGACUAUGUUGGAACAGUCAUGGUCACGAAUGAUGAUAAGGACACCAGAGAUCUAGCAAGAGGCGCAUACUUCCAAUUCCUUCGAGACUACCCGCAACAGAAGAAUCGAUGGACCAAACAACUCGGGUUCAUUGUCGCAAACUUGAAAUACGAGCGCGAAGGUGGACGACUCUCGAUUCUCGAAGUCAUCCAUCUCCUCCUUGCCAAGUCGUCUGACGAAUUCGUCCAAGAGGUAUCAGCAACUUGCUUCGUGCCCCUGAUCUUUGUAUUGGCCAACGACGAUAGCGAAAAGUGCCGCAUGGCUGCCGGAGAAGUCCUCAAGGAGAUCUUCAAGAAAGCCGACCAUGAACGAAUGACUACUUUCCUCACUCUCCUUCGAUCAUGGAUCAAGCAAGGCGAGAACACGUCCGUGGUCCGACUAGCACUUCAAACGUACGGCUUUUAUUACGAGUCCCAUGGAAAAGACGAUGGGGAUGUCUCUAUGCUCCAGGAAAGUAUUCUAGUCACUGUCAAGACGGCUGAAGAUUCCGAAUCUGAUUGGGAGCAAAUCUACGCUGCUCUCCAACUGGCCACUAUCCUCGUUCAAAAAUUCCCAGAUACUCUAUUAUCCUCGAAAGCCAAAUCUCUCUGGUCCGCAAUCCGGAAUUGCCUAUCGUUCCCCCAUGCCUGGGUCAAGCUUUCUGCCGUCAAGCUCAUCAGCAUUUACUUCGCGCAUUUUGCCCGAAACAACAUCGAGUCCAAACUAGAAGGUCUUCCACUUAAAGGCUCAGGGGGCCUAAAGCUUAGCGGAGACGAUAUCUCAGAGCUAAUCCGUCGCAUUGCGCAUAUGUUCAAGACGCCCGGUCUCACAGCCCUGCUCGCGGAUGAGGUAGUCAAGAAUCUAGUCUUCCUGGGACGCUGUGCAGCAGCGAAUGAUCUGAUGUGGCGGUCUGCUCAAAAAGAAGGUGAUUCUGACGAUGAGGAUGAGGAGGUAGAGAAAGGCGAGAAGCAGACUGCCUUGGGGUAUUUGUUUGGACGCUUGAGUUUCAUUCUGAGGAAGGAGACUUCGCCACCGCGUGCUUCGGCUUUGGUGCCUAAGACUUCAGCACUGCAACUCUUGCAACACCUCACCAACCACCUCUCGCCCGCACAACUCGCGCCCUCGCUACAAAGCAUUAUUUUGCCGCUACAUAAUUUGACCGACUCCUCUAUCGCCGCCCCUUAUUCAACAGAUGAGACGUUCCGCACAUCUUACGAAGAACUCAAGACGAACAGUGAAGAAAUCAUGGAGUCUUUGAAGAAGAAAUGUGGAACGAAGGAGUACAGCGAGGCUCUGUUACGGGUUCGGGAGGGUGUCAGGAGGAGAAGGGAAAUGAGAAGGGGGAAGAGGCGGAUUGAGGCUGUUAGUAUGCCUGAGAGGUUUGGGGAGCAGAAGAGGAAGAAGGUUGAGCGGAAGAAGGAGCGAAGAAAGGAGAGGGGGAGGGAGCACCAGGGGAGGAGGAAUGAGUGGUGA